AUAACUUCCGAAUAUUCGACGCGGCCAGUGGGAUUUCCAUAUCAUGUGGAAUACUACGUAGAUCUUGAAAAGUACUACUAUCCCAUACUGAUUCAUAAUUACUUAGCUACUGCCAUUCGUCUUACUAUCCUAGUCGCGACCGAUACCUUCGUGACUAUUCUAGUGCAACAUUGUUGCGUACUGUUUUCAGUCGUCAGAUAUCGAUUAGAGUACAUACGAAAGUCCAUCGAACAAGAUAAGGAACUCGCUUUGCUUGAGGAAGAUGAUAAGUUUUAUAAAAAUUUCACAUAUUGUAUACAAAAACAUAAAGAUGUCUUACGAUUCGCGAGGUACUUGGAUGCUAUUUACACAAAAGCUUUUUUCUUCGAAGUCGGUUUAAUCAUAUUGGCGAUGAGUAUGUCGGCUCUACAGGCAACUAGUGGAACCCUCAACCCACCUCUUGUAAUCCGGCAUGCCUCGUACAUUACCGCUCAAUUACUGCAUUUAUAUAUUGUCUGCUGGUUAGGGCAGCAAAUAAUCGAUCAUAGUGAUCGCGUGUACACAUCAACGGAUUUGAUGAAUGAUAAUGGAAUUAUGUUUGAAAUUGAAGAUGAUAUUAUUAAAAAUGAGGAGGAUGAAGAAUUUUCGUAUUCUUCACAUGUACAAUUUAGCAAUGAAGAAAUGUUAAAUAUGUUAAACAUGAAUGAUUUCGAAGAUGAAGACGAGGAUGUGAAAGAAACUGCAUCACUCUAUGGCAUAAGCUUUUCAAAACUGAAGACAAAGAUGACAAGCUUAACUACAAAUGGAAAAGUCAUGAAAUAUGUUAAACAGAAAGGUGUUGGAAAAAUUAUACCACCCAAUGCUCAAGCGAUUGUCCAUUAUGUUGGAUAUUUUGAAUACAGAGAUGAACCUUUUGAUUCUGCGUACUGUGUUGGGAAACCAAGAUCAUUACGUUUAGGCCAGAAUUGUAUUAUAUCGGGUUUAGAAAUUGGUAUACGUUCUAUGCAAAAGCACGAAAUAGCAGUAUUUUUGAUACAUCCUGAUUAUGCUUACAAGGCUAUUGGUUGUCCACCACGUAUUCCACCUAACGAGGAAGUGGUCUUUGUCGUUACUUUAGUUGAUUAUAUUGAUGAUGGCUAUGCACGAACAUAUCAAGAUCUUACCGAAGAGGAGAAACAAUUAUUUAAAUAUGUGUUACAGCCUGUGAAACAUAUGUUUAUGACUGCUAGAGACUAUUUUACAAAAUUUAACUACAAACAAGCGAUACGAGAAUAUACAAAAAUUAUUAAUCGUUUGGAAUCAGUCAAGUUAAAAGAUGAUUUAGAAGAAGAAGAAAUGAAUCAAUUACUCUCACAAGCUUACAUCAAUCUUGGAAUUUGUCAUAAUAAGGAAAACAUGCCUACUAAAGCUUGCUCAGCUUUAAGGAAAGUUCCAAAACCAACAGCUAAAAGCCAUUAUCAGCAUGGAAAAGCUUUGCUGAGUAUUGGAGUAUAUAAUGAAGCAAUGAAGGAGUUCCAGAAAGCUCAUGUGUUAGAACCGCACGAUGACUUUAUUAGAAAAGCAAUUCGGACAACAAAUGUGAAACAACGUGAGUAUCUGGAAAUAGAGAAACGCUUGUGGAAAAAUUGCUUCAGAUCCAAGGAUGAACAAAUGAAAGUAACUGAAUUUCGAAAAGCCGCCCGUGAUUUGUGUGAAAGACUUAUCAACAGUAACGAUGCAGUAAGGCAAAAUCUCUCAGAGGGUUUUACUAAAGAAGAAUGUGAUAUUAUACGCGAGGAAGCUGCUACAUUAGGAUUAAAUAUUUUGGGUAUUACUGAAAUUUGGCAUGACCCCUUCGAACUGCUCGAUACCGUGCCGUCGCUAUUUUUCGCCGUAGUAAUUAUAAGUAAAACGUUCUGUACAAUACAUGCACUACCACAGGUGAUAAAAAAUGUGCAAGACGUUAAUCGCCUUGUAAAUCUCUUUGCUUAUCUAAAUGCAGUUUUAUUUACUGUAUUUUUUGUAAACUGGCAAGGUCAAAAAAUCAUAGAUUCCAGUGAGAAAGUGUUUGAAUCUGCAUAUAAUUCUGAAUGGUAUAAUAUGCCUAUAGAAGCAAGAAAGCUUCUUAUAAUGAUAAUGAUGAGAAGUGAAAAACCAUCGGGACUGAGAAUUGGUAAAAUCGUUGUAUUGUCAUAUAUAACUUUUAAUGCAGUAUUACGUAUGUCAUCAUCAUACUUCAUGCUACUACGGUCUCUGUAA
This is a messenger RNA of Acromyrmex echinatior (Panamanian leafcutter ant), 2217 nucleotides long. Its product is annotated as inactive peptidyl-prolyl cis-trans isomerase FKBP6. The record is from RefSeq and is a predicted model, not a curated record. Gene Ontology annotation, cellular component: cytoplasm. Gene Ontology annotation, molecular function: Hsp90 protein binding; peptidyl-prolyl cis-trans isomerase activity. Lineage: Eukaryota; Metazoa; Arthropoda; Insecta; Hymenoptera; Formicidae. Gene Ontology annotation, biological process: piRNA processing; spermatogenesis.